AACUUCUGAUAUUGCAUGCAAUGAAUCAUGCAUACUACGUUUUGUUAUUUUAUCGAUAUCUUUAUUCAUAGCAACUGCACAAUCAUUGAUUUAUUUAUAAUAAAUUGUUUGGAAAUAGGACUCCAUCAGACACAUCUUGACGUCUUUCAGAGUAACACUGCAAUUGAAAUGAAGUUAAAAUGGAUAAUAUUUUAAAUAAGGACAUUUUCAAAGAUCGUGAUUUAGAUGAACUGUCUCCAGAUUAUAAACCGCGAAAUUUUGUAUUACGAAUGCAAAUGCGAAGAACUUUGGCUAAAGAUACUCACAAUCAUGGUGUUCUCAAAAACAUCAACUCUACAAGGAAAUCGAUGAAACGACCUAAAGAAAGCUACAACAUAAACAAGGAAAUUGGAAAAUUGCGUCACGAGUUUAACAAUAUCAAUUUAAAAAAUCGAGUGAGCUUUAAACGCCUUGAAGCUUUGAAGUUAAAACCUAGUAUUCUCAACGAUGAUUCUCAGUUAUUUGAUUCCUAUUUGAAGUCCAAGGAGGAUGAAGAAAAAAUAUUUUCGUAUGAUUAUUCUGAUGAUUCAACCGAAUUAGAAAUACGCAAUGAUAAUGAUUUUAAAGUAAACCAAAAGAUUAAACCUCUUAAACACAUCAAGAUAUACAGAGAAACUCAAUGCUUCAGAAAAUCGAAACAACAUACUGGUGGUUUAUUAGAUUUGAACAAGGACAUAAAUGAAAACAACGAAGAUAUUUUUAGAGUUGAAUGCAGUAGUAAAUCUCGUAGUCCUCAUAAUUUUAAGGAAAAUACAUCCAUACUUGAGGAACAAUCGAAUAAUGAUGUUUUAAAACUAAAUAUUAGUCCGAAGAGUCCAAAUAAUUUUGAUGGCACAGUAAGUGAUUUGCAAAACUUGUUGAUAAUGAUGACCAUAUCUUCUAACUCUAAUGACGACGAAGAUAUAAACAAUGAAGUGGAAUGCAACUUUACUGAAUCUCCAACAAGCGCAAAUCAUUUAUCAAACGGUUUGCACGCUGAAUCAAAAACAUCGAUAAUUUCGGAAGGAAUUGAUGAUAUUUUAAGUAUAACACCAAUUAAAGUACAGGUUGACAGUAAAGAGACGACUCUUUUAAAGAAAUUUGUAAAUAAGUGGAAAUGUUAUGUCAAUAAUAGAAAAAAUUAUGCAUGCGAACAGAGGCAGGCAACUCUCAACAACUUCUUCGAUAAAAUUGCAAAAAAGAAAAUGAAUAUAAACCAAUCAAUGGUGCCUGAAAAUAAAUCCAAGCUUCUCGUCAAGGAUUACAACACGUACCAACAUAGGUACAAAAUACAAAAGCAUAUCAUAGCACUGCAAAAAGCGAAAUUAGAAGAACAGAAUCGUUUGAUAGAAGAACUUAAAUAUAAUAGGAUAGUAGAAGCCUCGCGCCAAUCAGUAGAUGACAUGAGAGAAGAAGUACGAAAAGCAUAUUACGAAAUAGAUCGACAUCUGAAACCUAAGAUAAAGUGCUUGACUAAUGAAUUGAAGAUACCUGAAAUUGAAGAACCAUCGUUAGUAUUACACUGCUUAAAAGUUCCACAGUUCUUACAAAGGAUGGAAAAGAGAGCUCGAGAACGAGAAGAAAAGCAUGCGAUGAUACGUGAGCGAAGACGACAAAUGGAAGAAGAACGCGUCAGAUUAAAACAACAGGCAGAACUGGCGAAAGCUGAAAUGGAUAAAGAAGAAAAGACAAGAAGAAUACAAGAACUUAGAGAAAAAAGGCGAAAAGAAAAAAUAGAAAAUAUAAGAAAAAAGCAAUGGGCUUCGAGAUUGAGAGCGCUCAUAGUUAUGGCUGACUUGCAUUAUGAAAAAUCGUUAAAGGCAAAAUAUGGGAUAAAGCCUUUUAGAAAACUUAUAGAAAUUAAGCGAGAUAAUAUUGAAAAAGCAAAAGCACAUUACAUUUUUCAACUUAAAAAUAAUACGUUUUUGCAUUGGAUGUGGUAUACUGAGGAUAUGUGGAUUGAGAGGAAUUUUCAAGCAGAGGACUUUCACCGGAAGAAGUUAUUAAGAAAAGCGUUCGAUGCAUUUAAGAGGAAUCACCACGGCUUGGUAAUAAAGAAACAAGUAGCUGAUGACUACUACGAUUUGUAUGUCACGCAGACGGCAUUCAGAAUGUUUCGUGACGGAAUAAAUGUGAUAAAGAAAGAAAAUGAGAUGAAGUGGCAGAUAGCUGUAACAUAUCACAGCAGCAAUCUGUUAUUUAAAACAUUCACAUGUUGGCGAACAUUGCCAGCUUUGAAUGCAUUAAAAAGGGAACAAGAAGCGAGGAAGGCCAGGUGGCGGGAAAAAGUUCUGCAAGUGGUACCGGACUACACGCCGCCUGAAGAUUAAUUUAUAUAUUUUUAAGUUUAGUGUAAGAUAAAUUUAACUAAGCAUAAUUAAUACUUGUUUUCUUCAGGAGACAGAAUUUUGAGCAUUACAUCAGAGAGCAUAAUAAAUCAUGCAAACAGCGAGAUAAAAUAACUGCUACAUGGGAGAGCUAAGUAUGUACUGUGUGAAUUUUAGAUAAAUCUCAAGAAUCCUUCCUGGAUUUAUAAGGAUUAUUCUAGAUUAUUGGCGAUCUGUGUUAUGUUUGGAAAAAUCCUUAUAUUUUUUUGUCUCGCUUUUAAUGACUUCUAGUAUUAUACAAGUAAAGGGUGAGUUGCAGCAUUUAAAAACAAUGGUAAACCAACAAUAACCAGGGCGCCAAUUUGACAACUGAUGAAAAUGGUUCGGUUAUCGUCAUAAUUAAAUGGUAUAUAUAACCAUCGAUAGUCUCAUAUGUAGAUAUUUAUGCUUCCACCCACUUACUAUGAUAAUAAG
Molecule: messenger RNA, 2819 nt
Organism: Helicoverpa zea (corn earworm)
Lineage: Eukaryota; Metazoa; Arthropoda; Insecta; Lepidoptera; Noctuidae
Product: girdin
Exons: 8
Coding region: 180-2348 (722 amino acids)
Molecular function (GO): phosphatase binding
Source: RefSeq, a predicted model, not a curated record